This is a messenger RNA of Penicillium brevicompactum, 540 nucleotides long. RefSeq lists its product as uncharacterized. The transcript has 2 exons. The coding region runs from base 1 to 540 and encodes 179 amino acids. The record is from RefSeq and is a predicted model, not a curated record. Lineage: Eukaryota; Fungi; Ascomycota; Eurotiomycetes; Eurotiales; Aspergillaceae.
AUGGGUCAUCAAGUAGCGCGUGCACGAGAGGAAGGCACGACUGAGAUGGAAACGCGUCCCUCCUUCGCACCCCAUCGAACUUCUCAGACUUCUCAUCCAUCCAACUCUUCAUCUCCCAUCUUGCAUCCCACUAUGACCUCUGACAACGCUGUGUUAUCCUCGGUCAAUUUUCAAACCCGUCGUGAAGCUCUAAGCUCCGAGUCCAGCAACUCAUCAAAAGCAACAACAACAUCUGUGUUGAGUAUCAAAACAGAAACACCCAGCUCAUUAUCUCCUACUUUAUCUCUUUCACCCAAUUACCCCGAGGAUAUUGACCUUGGGGUGGAUCCGAUAACCCUCCCAUCCACCUACAUCCUUGACCGACCCUCCUCCUUUAACCAACUUUGCGAAUAUCUAGACGAGCUCAAAGACAAGCUCAAUGAGCACGAGAUCUUGUACAAGAUCAUGCCGUACCACUACCAUGAGAAAAUCAGCAGGCAAUUUGAUAUCUGGAUCAACAGUGCCCUGUGUAACAUGGGAUUGAACUUCCUGAACCACUAA